Peronospora matthiolae is the source of this 1053-nucleotide messenger RNA. The record is from the annotation of a GenBank genome assembly. NCBI's taxonomy places the organism in Eukaryota, Oomycota, Peronosporomycetes, Peronosporales, Peronosporaceae.
AUGGUAAUUAUCAGUGAGUCCGAACGUGAGGAUUUCUACGAUGUCUUGGGUAGCGGCGGCAUCUUUCGCAAGAUGUUAACCGUGAAUGCUGACGGUAUUCAAGCAGAAUUUGGCGAAGAAGUGGGUAUCAAAUACUCAACGUGGGUACUCAAAUCGAACCAAAAGGUCGCGCUAAAUGAGGUUCGAAAAUUUCGGAUCGGAGAUGGCGAGGUGAUGCCCGCACUGGAGCUGGUGGCCAAGAUGAUGCACGUAGGAGAAGUGUGUGAGGUGCGUUGCGACGCCAGAUUUGCCUAUGGAGACGUGGGGCUGGACCCGCAUGUGGCUCCUGGCGCGGAGAUGAAGUUUGUAGUAGAGCUCUGUCGCGUUGGUAAAAAGAUCACGGCUGAGAUGGGUUCGCAGGAGCUGAUUGUUGAAGCGACGCAGAAGAAAGAGAGUGGAAACCGCUACUUUAAGGAGAAAAACUACGAGCAGGCAGCUAAGAUGUAUAAGCGAGCACUGGAGCUGCUCGAGUCGUGGGAACACUCGGAGGAGGAUGCAGCGCAGUGCAAAGAAUUACUGGUGGCGCUAGGAAACAAUGUGGGCAACGUGCAACACAAGUUGAAGCAGUGCAAGGAAGCGCGACAGUCGAGCUUGGAAGUGCUGCAGCUAGAUGGAAAGAACGUAAAGGCCAUGUACCGUAUUAGUCAAAUCGCGCUGGACCAGAACGAGUUUGAGGAAGCAUACCUGUUCUUGCGCAAGGCAGUGGAGAUCGAACCAAGGAAUGGUAAAGUGCGUCAGCUACUGGUGCAGCUCAAGACGAAGAAACGCGAUCAGAAGGCAUUGGAGAGAAAGCUGUACGCCAAGUUGGGAGGCAGCAAAGCUACGCGAAAUGCGGAGACAAGUAAAAUUGCGGCGCUGGUGGCACGUGCCAGACAGAAUCCACUGAUUAUCGCUGCAGUGGUGGCCGCUCUCAUUGCGGUCGUCAUGUUCACGUAUGUUGGGAAGUCAGACUUUGACACCGGCGGCAAGGACGAUGUCAGUACCGAUAAAGAGGCGGACCAGUUCACUGUGUAG